This is a messenger RNA of Choloepus didactylus (southern two-toed sloth), 3284 nucleotides long. It is a transcript of the gene SYVN1, whose product is annotated as synoviolin 1. The record is from RefSeq and is a predicted model, not a curated record. Bases 338 to 2182 code for a protein of 614 amino acids. The transcript is spliced from 16 exons. Gene Ontology annotation, cellular component: cytoplasm. NCBI's taxonomy places the organism in Eukaryota, Metazoa, Chordata, Mammalia, Pilosa, Megalonychidae.
CAGAGAGGUAGAGACGACCCCACCUGUGCCCAGUACAUAGAGGGACUCUAGACCCCCGGAUUGCCUUGUCCUCCGACCACCUUCUACUGAGCCCUUCCCCGUGGGCAGGAAGCCCAGAUGCGGUGGGGAGUGUACUGCUGCCGGCUGCAAGGUGCGGGGAAGCGCAGGGAGCACUUGGUAUGACCCACGCCGCGCCCCGCGCCGACGGAAGUGAGGUGUCGCACCCCCCGAAGUUCCGGUUCGCAGGGGGUGGGGAGUGUUGUUAACCGGAGCGGCCGCCGCAGUCGCGGGGAUUGAGCGGGCUUGCGGCUGCGCUCCUGGUCUCUGGGCCAGGGCAAUGUUCCGCAUAGCAGUGAUGAUGGCGGCCAGCAUGGCGCUAACCGGGGCCGUGGUGGCUCACGCCUAUUACCUCAAGCACCAGUUCUACCCCACUGUGGUGUACUUGACCAAGUCCAGCCCUAGCAUGGCAGUCUUAUACAUCCAGGCCUUUGUCCUUGUCUUCCUCUUGGGCAAAGUGAUGGGCAAGGUGUUCUUUGGGCAGCUGAGGGCAGCAGAGAUGGAGCACCUCCUGGAGCGUUCCUGGUAUGCUGUCACUGAGACUUGUCUGGCCUUCACUGUUUUUCGAGACGACUUCAGCCCCCGCUUUGUUGCGCUCUUCACUCUGCUUCUCUUCCUCAAGUGUUUCCACUGGCUGGCUGAGGACCGUGUGGAUUUUAUGGAACGCAGCCCCAACAUCUCCUGGCUCUUUCACUGCCGCAUUGUCUCCCUCAUGUUCCUCCUGGGCAUCCUGGACUUCCUCUUCGUCAGCCAUGCCUAUCACAGCAUCCUGACCCGUGGGGCCUCUGUGCAGCUGGUGUUUGGCUUUGAGUAUGCCAUCCUGAUGACCAUGGUCCUCACCAUCUUCAUCAAAUAUGUGCUGCACUCCGUGGACCUCCAGAGUGAGAACCCCUGGGACAACAAGGCUGUGUACAUGCUCUACACGGAGCUGUUCACAGGCUUCAUCAAGGUUUUGCUGUACAUGGCCUUCAUGACCAUCAUGAUCAAGGUGCACACUUUCCCUCUCUUUGCCAUCCGACCCAUGUACCUGGCUAUGAGGCAGUUCAAGAAAGCUGUGACAGAUGCCAUCAUGUCUCGCCGAGCCAUCCGCAACAUGAACACACUGUAUCCAGAUGCCACCCCAGAGGAACUGCAGGCGAUGGACAACGUAUGCAUCAUCUGCAGGGAAGAGAUGGUGACUGGUGCCAAGAAACUUCCAUGCAACCACAUUUUCCACACCAGCUGCCUGCGCUCCUGGUUCCAGCGGCAGCAGACCUGCCCUACCUGCCGGAUGGAUGUUCUCCGGGCAUCGCUGCCAGCCCAGUCACCUCCACCCCCUGAGCCCGCAGACCAGGGCCCACCACCUGCUCCCCAUCCUCCACCACUCCUGCCCCAGCCCCCCAACUUCCCCCAGGGCCUCCUGCCUCCCUUUCCUCCAGGCAUGUUCCCGCUGUGGCCCCCCAUGGGCCCAUUCCCACCUGUCCCACCUCCCCCCAGCUCAGGAGAGGCUGGGGCCCCUCCGUCCACCAGUGCAGCUCUUUCACGGCCCAGUGGAGCGGCCACGACCACAGCUGCUGGCACCACUGCUACUGCUGCCUCUGCCCUGGCACCUGGCUCUGUCCCUACCCCAGAGGCCGGCCCCAGCCCGGGCUUCCCCUUCCCUCCGCCAUGGAUGGGCAUGCCCCUGCCUCCACCCUUUGGCUUCCCCCCAAUGCCUGUGCCCCCUGCGGGCUUUGCUGGGCUGACCCCAGAGGAACUGCGAGCUCUGGAGGGCCACGAGCGGCAACACCUGGAGGCACGGCUGCAGAGCCUGCGCAACAUCCACACACUGCUGGAUGCCGCCAUGUUGCAGAUCAACCAGUACCUCACCGUGCUUGCCUCCUUGGGGCCCUCCCGGCCCACCACUUCUGGCAACCCUACCGAGGAUGCUGCCCCUACAGUUGUUGCUGCUACUUCCUCCACUAGCAUUCCCAGCUCCGAGGCCACCACCCCAUCCCCAGGAGCCUCCCCACCAGCCCCUGAACCUGAAAACCCUCCAGCUCCUGAGCCAGUGAGCACUGAGGAGCUUCCCGAAGACGGGGAACCGGAUGCAGCAGAGCUUCGACGACGUCGCCUGCAGAAAUUGGAGUCCCCAAUUGCCCACUGACACUGCCCCAGUCCCAGCCCCUGCCCCACUCGAGCAGCCCUCGCUGGAAUAAGUCCUGCCACCAAGUGCCAGCUCCCUCUGUCUGCACCAGGGAGUAGUAACCUCUAGGAGGCAGCAUUUCCUAGGCCAAGGGAAAAAGACCCGAGUCUCCAUGAUUCCAGGCCUUAUAGUCUCAGUCCACUGGGGGGGGUCGUAGGUCAGUUCUGGCCUUCCUCCAACUCUUCAGCCCUGCAUUCUGGGGCCUGGCUAGGCCAGUGAAGGCAGAAAGCCUUGGCCUCGAGAUGGCCCCUUUCUCUGCCACCCUGGAGAAGGGGUAGCCCCUCCGAGUUCUACUUGUGUGUGCGGAGUUGCUGCAGUGCCCAACAGUAUUAGCUCCUGUUCCUAAGUGUGGACUCCAGGGGGGCUGGAGCCGACCAGGGCCUCGCUCCCUGCACCACCAGCGAAGACUGGUACUGAUUUUCCUUCUUAACCUGAUCUCCCCCGAAGCCCCUUGUGGUGGUGGCUGUGCCCCCUGUGCCCUGUGGCAUUUCCAUGUCUUACCGGCAACCACGCAACUCAGGGAAAGGAGUGCCUGGUGGGGGGGGGGGGGCAGGUGGGCAGCGCUGAGGGACCCCGCCCCACCCCUUCCCCGGGCCCCUCUCCCCCUGCAGCUUCUCUUCCGUGGGACUGCCCCGCCUCACCCAGCAGCCACUGCCCAGCCUCAUUCCGGGCUGAGGACCAGUGUGUCUGCUCCUUAACCACUGCACACCCCAGAAUCUGAGGAAGGCCACUUCUCAACUCACAGAACUUUUCCUGAGUUUAGAAGAAUUGGAAUUCCUUCCUAGUGUCUUUUGGCUUAAAUUUUGUCUUUUGAAUUUGAAUGCUUGACCCCAGGAAAGAAGAGCAGGAGUGCCAGAUUCCUGGUCUUUCCAGUUUAGAGAAGGCAGCGGGCCAGGUAGGGACCACAGGAGCCAAGCCCUGCCUGCCCUGCCUUUUUUCCCCUUGGUUUUGCGUUACAAGAGUGGCUGGAGACAGUUUCAGAUGAUUAUUUAAUUUGUAAAUAUUGUACAAAUUUUAAUAGCUUAAAUUGUAUAUACAGCCAAAUAAAAACUUGCAUUAACAA